UGGUGACUCGCGCCUAGGGCGCCCUCUAGAGGGUGGGCGGACUUUUUUUGUUUAUAUAUAAAAUUGAAGGCAUAUCAUUUUUUUAUUUCAUUCGCUUUCGAGUUUAAACUGUUGGUUCACCACCUUAGAGAAAAUACCUUCACCGACUCGGCGGCACGCGACCUGCCGUGUGCAACACGUCUCGUGAGUUUGUCUCAGAACAGUGACGUGUGUCAGCGGCUUGUCUGGUGACGUGUCUCUCCGGCUCUCUCUUUCCUCACGGAGCGGCUGAUGGAUCCACACUGACUCCUCUGAGCACUCAAACUGGUACCAGUUACACGACAGCAGCCGGCCUAAGAACACCAUGGGGAUUAAAUUUUUAGAAGUCAUCAAGCCUUUCUGUGCUGUUCUGCCAGAGAUACAGAAACCAGAGAGAAAGAUUCAGUUUAGAGAAAAAGUACUAUGGACUGCCAUUACACUCUUCAUCUUUCUGGUGUGCUGCCAGAUACCUCUCUUCGGCAUCAUGUCAUCAGAUUCAGCAGAUCCCUUCUACUGGAUGAGAGUAAUCCUGGCUUCUAACAGAGGUACUCUGAUGGAGCUCGGUAUCUCACCCAUCGUCACCUCAGGCCUCAUCAUGCAGCUGCUGGCUGGUGCCAAGAUUAUUGAGGUGGGAGAUACUCCCAAGGAUAGAGCUCUCUUCAACGGCGCUCAGAAAUUGUUCGGAAUGAUCAUCACCAUUGGACAGGCCAUUGUAUAUGUUAUGACUGGCAUGUAUGGCGACCCCUCAGAGAUGGGUGCUGGGAUAUGCUUGCUCAUCAUAAUCCAGCUCUUUGUUGCAGGUCUGAUAGUUUUGCUCCUGGAUGAGCUCCUUCAGAAGGGCUAUGGGCUAGGGUCUGGUAUUUCUCUCUUCAUUGCAACAAAUAUCUGUGAGACCAUCGUCUGGAAGGCCUUCAGCCCCACCACUGUCAACACAGGCAGAGGUACGGAGUUUGAGGGAGCCAUCAUUGCUCUCUUCCAUCUGCUGGCCACUCGCACGGACAAGGUGCGCGCCCUGAGAGAAGCCUUCUACAGACAAAACCUGCCUAACCUCAUGAACCUCAUCGCCACCGUCUUUGUGUUUGCAGUGGUCAUAUACUUCCAGGGCUUCAGAGUGGAUCUGCCCAUCAAAUCAGCCCGCUACCGCGGUCAAUACAACACCUACCCCAUCAAACUGUUCUACACCUCCAACAUCCCUAUCAUCCUGCAGUCUGCUUUGGUCUCCAAUCUGUACGUCAUCUCUCAGAUGCUGUCAACACGUUUCAGCGGCAACUUCCUCGUCAACCUUCUGGGGACUUGGUCGGACACAUCGAGCGGGGGUCCUGCUCGGGCCUAUCCGGUGGGCGGUCUCUGCUACUACCUUUCUCCCCCGGAGUCAUUUGGUUCGGUCCUAGAUGACCCAGUUCACGCUGUCAUCUACAUCGUCUUCAUGCUGGGAUCGUGCGCCUUCUUUUCCAAGACCUGGAUCGAGGUGUCGGGAUCCUCUGCCAAAGACGUGGCCAAGCAGCUGAAGGAGCAGCAGAUGGUAAUGAGGGGGCACAGAGAGACCUCUAUGGUGCACGAGCUGAACAGGUACAUCCCCACAGCGGCUGCUUUCGGAGGGCUCUGUAUAGGAGGGCUGUCUGUCAUGGCAGACUUCCUGGGUGCCAUCGGAUCGGGCACCGGAAUCCUCUUGGCUGUGACCAUCAUCUAUCAGUACUUUGAGAUCUUUGUGAAAGAGCAAAGCGAAGUUGGCAGUAUGGGAGCAUUGCUCUUCUAACAUGAAAAUAGAAAUAUGCCAAUUUUCUGAUGCACAUCAGGCACAAAGAAUCCAGCCCAUCUUUUUUUUUUUUUUUUUUACCUUUUCCUUUUUUUUUCUCCCCCCAUUUUACACAUUGUAUUUUGCAGCAGCAGUUGUUCAUGUUUUUGUUUUGUUUUUUUACUCCACCACCCCUGCUUUUCCAUCUCAUUGUGGAAGAAAGCGGUUUUGGUUAUUCGCAGGGUCGAGCAUAGUGUUCAGGCUCCUUACCCAUCUCUCUGCCGGCUGCCUAAAUCCCCACCAACCGUCAUACGAGCUGAAGAAUGCUUUAAAGCACACAGGUGUGAGAGCUGCCUUUGACUCGCCUCAGGCAUUUUUCACUGUAGCACGUUUGAGGAACACUAAGACAGCAACAGCACGAUGAUGCUUAUCUCGAGCUGAAAGCACUGUGCCUGAAACAUUUCAUGAAAGCUGAUAGAAUGCCAUACCAUGGUCUUUGCCUAGCAAUCAUGUGUGAGGUUUCUACCGGACUAGAGUAGGAUGUGAAAAGCCUAAAUAAGAUGUGCUUGGCACUCCUUAAGCUCAGCUAGUGAUCUCAGACAAACUAUUAGCGGUUGUCAUUGACCUUUUCAUUUUGUUUUUGUUUUUUAGUCAGUGACUAUAUUUGUAUUCACGCUGGUCUUACAUAGGGCACCGUGUUUGUCAGUCGCCUCUUGGUCCUCAAGGAAAAGUCUUUUUUUUCUUCUUAUUUUUCCCCCCCUUUCUUUCGUCGUGCUCUUUUAUUCCCGGACUGAAUCGCUGCACAAAACUGCCGAGAUGGUCGGGAUGAGGGUGGGUUUGAUAGGGCUGUAAAGGGGUUUCAGUUUUUGUUUUUACUUUAUGUAACAAACAUAAUUGUGUUAUUAAAAAAAGAACAGAAUUUGUUUUCCAACACA
Menidia menidia (Atlantic silverside) is the source of this 2688-nucleotide messenger RNA. The record is from the annotation of a GenBank genome assembly. Lineage: Eukaryota; Metazoa; Chordata; Actinopteri; Atheriniformes; Atherinopsidae.